Messenger RNA from Lagenorhynchus albirostris (white-beaked dolphin), 1830 nucleotides. Its product is annotated as protein DEK-like. Gene Ontology annotation, cellular component: nucleus. Gene Ontology annotation, biological process: chromatin organization; regulation of double-strand break repair. Gene Ontology annotation, molecular function: DNA binding; histone binding. The transcript has a single exon. NCBI's taxonomy places the organism in Eukaryota, Metazoa, Chordata, Mammalia, Artiodactyla, Delphinidae. The record is from RefSeq and is a predicted model, not a curated record.
CCUCGGUGCCCGUCGCCACCGCCCGGAGCGUCUUCGUGCCCUCGCGCGCCAGGCCCGCGGCGGCCGGGACCCGUGGUCCACAGCAUGUCCUCCUCCGGCCCUGCUGCGGAGGGAGAGGGAGCCCCCGCCCAGCUCACGUCCGAGAAAGAGCCCGAAAUGCCCGGCCCGAGAGAAGAAAGUGAAGAGGAGGACGAGGACGACGAGGAGGAGGAGGAAGAGGAAGAGAAAGAAAAGAGUCUCAUCGUGGAAGGCAAGAGGGAAAAGAAAAAAGUAGAGAGAUUGACAAUGCAAGUCCCUUCCUUGCAAAGAGAGCCAUUUACAAUUGCACAAGGAAAGGGGCAGAAACUUUGUGAAAUUGAAAGGAUACAUUUUUUUCUGAGUAAGAAGAAAACGGAUGAACUUAGAAAUCUACAUAAACUGCUUUACAACAGACCAGGCACAGUGUCCUCAUUAAAGAAGAAUGUGGGUCAGUUCAGUGGAUUUCCAUUUGAAAAAGGAAGUAUCCAAUAUAAAAAGAAGGAAGAAAUGUUGAAAAAAUUUAGAAAUGCCAUGUUAAAGAGCAUCUGCGAGGUUCUUGAUUUGGAGCGAUCAGGUGUAAAUAGUGAACUGGUGAAAAGGAUCUUGAAUUUCUUAAUGCAUCCAAAGCCUUCUGGCAAACCGUUGCCAAAAUCUAAAAAAACUUCUAGCAAAGGCAACAAGAAGGAACGGAACAGUUCUGGAAUGUCCAGGAAAGCUAAGUGAACCAAAUGUCCUGAAAUUCUGUCAGAUGAAUCUAGCAGUGAUGAAGAGGAAAAGAAAAACAAAGAAGAGUCUUCAGAUGAUGAAGAUAAAGAAAGUGAAGAGGAGCCACCAAAAAAGACAUCCAAAAGAGAAAAACCCAAACAGAAAGCCACUUCUAAAAGUAAAAAGUCUGUAAAAAGUGCUAAUGUUAAGAAGGCAGAUAGCAGUACCACCAAGAAGAAUCAAAAUAGUUCCAAAAAAGAAAGUGAAUCUGAGGAUAGUUCAGAUGAUGAACCUUUAAUUAAAAAAUUGAAGAAGCCUCCUACAGAUGAAGAGUUAAAGGAAACAGUAAAGAAAUUAUUGGCCAGUGCUAACUUGGAGGAAGUCACAAUGAAACAGAUUUGCAAAGAGGUAUAUGAAAAUUAUCCUGCUUAUGACUUAACUGAAAGAAAAGAGUUCAUAAAAACAACUGUUAAAGAGCUAAUUUCUUAAGAGGACAGAAACAGAUGACCUGUACCCAUGGAUUUAAAGAUCUGAUUUAUACCAUUAUACCAGCAAAGAGAAUGUAUUUCCUUUUCUAAAUCUUUGCAAGCAUCGUGUUGGUAGAACUUCCUUCUGACCUUUUUAUCUUGAGUGUUAGGUGAAUUUGCGUUUGCCAUUUUAAAUUGCAUUUCUAUGCAGUUUUUAGUUUAAAUUUUUGCAUGGCAGUAAUUGUCCCUUGCUUUUAUAGUUGUAUUUUGUACAUUUUGGAUUUCUUUAUAUAAGACUAUAGAUUCUUGAACUGUUGUAGUUUUUAGUGUGCACGCAAUAUUAGCUUAAGACAUACUUUUAAUCGUAGAACAGAAACGAUCAUAACUGGCAUUUAUACAUGCAGAGACUAUUGCAGUAUUUAGCAUAUGAAAUAUUUUGAAUAUACAUCUGUCAGUGUGAAAGCUCAGUGUGUGUUCAUCAUAUUAAAAAUACACAAGCUUCAGCCGUCCAGAUGACUGAAUCAGAACUUUUCUCCUGCAUGUGUAUAUAUGUCAAAUUGUCAGCAUGACAAGAGUGACAGAUGUUAUUUUUGUAUUUUUAAAAACGAAUUUGUUGUAUAUAAAGUUUUUUUAUUUUUUU